AUGACGAGACAACUUAUCCCCGGCGUUUACGUCCCUACCGUCGCCUUCUUCAAAGAGAAUGAAGACCUAGACCUCCCAACCGUCGAAGCCCAUGCUGCUUACCUCGCUCAAGCUGGUGUCACCGGAAUCGUCACUCAGGGAAGCAAUGGAGAGGCCGUCCACCUUGAUCGGGAGGAGCGCAAACUUGUUACGGCUCACACUCGUAAAGCUCUCGACGCCGCCGGCUUCACCUCCAUGCCCGUGAUCGUGGGCUGCGGAUCCUCGUCCACCAGAGAAACGAUUCGGUUCUGUCAAGACGCUGCAGAGGCUGGAGGAGACUAUUCCAUUAUCCUUCCGCCAUGCUACUACAAGGGCCAGGUGUCUAACGAAGCCCUGCUCGACCACUUCCGUAUCGCCGCAGACGCCUCUCCUAUCCCUGUCCUCAUAUACAACUUCCCCGGUGCUUCAGGUGGCAUUGACCUCACGUCCGACGAUAUCCUUGCGCUAUCUCAGCACCCCAACAUCGUUGGCACCAAGCUCACCUGCGGCAAUACCGGCAAACUCGCCCGUAUUACGUCACAGGCCAAGCCCUCCUUCCUUACCUUUGGUGGCUCUUCCGACUUCACCCUGCAGACGCUUAUCGCCGGUGGUGCUGGUGUGAUUGCUGGUAUUGCCAACUUGAUUCCCCGCUCCUGUGUGAAGGUCAUGGAGCUUUACAACAGCGGUAAAGUGGAGGAGGCACAGAAGCUCCAAGCGAUCGUGGCCCGUGCGGACUGGCUUGCCAUCAAGGGAGGAUUUGUGGGGGUGAAGAGCGCAUUGCAGACAUAUCGAGGGUAUGGGAAAUACUCGCGUCGGCCCUGCGUGGCGCCGUCUGACCAGGAAGCAGAGGCAAUCAAGGAGAGCAUUCGUGAGGGGAUGGAGACGGAAAGAUCAUUGGAAAACUGA
Molecule: messenger RNA, 924 nt
Organism: Aspergillus chevalieri
Lineage: Eukaryota; Fungi; Ascomycota; Eurotiomycetes; Eurotiales; Aspergillaceae
Product: dihydrodipicolinate synthase family protein
Exons: 1
Coding region: 1-924 (307 amino acids)
Molecular function (GO): 4-hydroxy-tetrahydrodipicolinate synthase activity
Source: RefSeq, a predicted model, not a curated record